CUUGGGACGUCCCAACUCUGACGUUACACCAUUAAAGUUGACAUUGUAAAUGGUUAUGAUACUUCUUUUUAUAGAUCGAUGUUAAGGUAAGGGUUAUGGUUAAAGUAGGGGUUAGGGUUUAGAAUGUGGACGUCCCAAGGAUCCCGAACAGCACUAAACCUUUCGAAUCUGUUUUUGGCUUUACUUUCACUUUACUAGAAAUCAUGUCAGUACAAUUUCUGGUAAAGGACACCGAUAAUUUGCUGUUUUUGACGUCCAACUCAUCCAACCCACAGUCAUUGCAUUAAAAACAAAUCUAAACCCAGUGACGGUUUCGUAUGGCCUGUCUGAUCUUGGCAGCGUGAUAAAGUUCGAUAUUAAACAGCAGCAGGUCAGAGCAGCUGGGAUCAAAUCCUAUUCCCCUACAGCAGCAUCAGUGUGAAAGUACAAGCAAGGACAAUGAGUUUGGAAGAGCAAAUCAGGGGCCUCUCACCAGUUGCAGCACAUGCCCUGGCAAGUGCUGAAAUUACAGAUGACAUUGAAAUUAAAGAGUUAACAAGAGGAGAUCUGAACGAACUUCUGCCAGGCGUUCAGCAUUUUAAACUUAGAAAGAAGAUCAGUGAACUUAUAAACAAAUCUAAACAGGACACAGCUAAGCCUAUUGCUUUAGUUCUUAACAAGCUGAGGGAAUUCCUUCCGGUUGAUGUCAUGGAGAAUGCACUUGUUCCUGGGGGAGUGUUACAUGGCUACUUCCCUAUUCUUAGAGAUUUGGAGAAGCAGCUGGCCGAAGCCCUGCACUUCAUUCAGGCACACGUUGGUUUGCUCGAGAGCUACAUUGGAGAAGAGUCCAUGGAGGCUCAGAGCAGUGCUGCAUCUCCAUCAGUUGACUCUGCUACAGCAGGAAACCAGCCAUCAAAUGUUGAGGGUGCGUACACCCAUUUUCAAAAAAGAACAGUUGCUUCUCAAAUUUCCACUGGUAGUGGGCUGACCGAGCCACGAUGCAAACUAGAGAAAUCAAACUCGGCAGACCGUUUAGGAGCAGAAGUUAAAGUCCAUUCACAAGUCUGUGGAAAAACCCUGAACACUCACCUUGCACUCAUGAAACAAGUGGAUGAUCUGGCAGUAGGACUAAAGCGAGAGGAGACCAGACCAGAAGACUGCCAGGUCAUAAUAGCCUUCUGUCCUAUUACAUCUCGUGUGGGAACAGACAUUGAUGCCGCCAUGAGCAAAGUUCCAAGUAACAAAGAUGUCAUUCUAGUGGUGAUGAACCAUACUUUUGAUCACUGCUUUGUCACAAGCCAGAGAUCUGCAUCUCACUACAAAAACAUAGUGGAGGAAGUUAAUGUUCUCUUCCAUGACUCUUUGGGACUUCUGCAUUGUGAAACAAAUGAUAAAGCAGCGACUCUCAUACACAAGGCCUUACAGAAAUACAGCAGCACUACUUACACACGUUAAGUUUCCCCUGGUGGCAACACAAAGAAGUUUAACACGCAAACAUGAUUUAAAAACCUCAUUCUACCAUUCAAGGCGUUGGUAAUUCAUUCUAGUUUAGAAUAAAGCAUAUCAAUCUGUGUUGAUACUCAAGCAGGACUAAAUUAGAUGUCUCGCUGUAGAAAGGGAAUUUUGCAGUGGAUGCCCUCUUAACACUACCAAUCAUGCGGGAUGCCUCAUAUUUGUGAAUUUGAGCUUUUCCUUCUUUUGGUAUUAGAAGCACUUAGUUGUUGGAUGUACUUAACAAAUGCUUGUCUAUGUAACUACAGUAUCAUUAAAUUAUAUUUGUUUUGCUUACA
Messenger RNA from Salvelinus namaycush (lake trout), 1769 nucleotides. RefSeq lists its product as uncharacterized. The transcript is spliced from 9 exons. NCBI's taxonomy places the organism in Eukaryota, Metazoa, Chordata, Actinopteri, Salmoniformes, Salmonidae. The coding region runs from base 439 to 1434 and encodes 331 amino acids. The record is from RefSeq and is a predicted model, not a curated record.